Heterotrigona itama is the source of this 1672-nucleotide messenger RNA. The record is from the annotation of a GenBank genome assembly. NCBI's taxonomy places the organism in Eukaryota, Metazoa, Arthropoda, Insecta, Hymenoptera, Apidae.
GCGAUAUCAUAGAACCAUUAUUGAGGAAAUCACAUUGUCUUAUUCUUAGUCAUUCCGAAUAUUUGAUUUAAAAAAUUUACAUUUAUUUUUUACUAAAUAUUAAAGAAGAUCUGACAAAAUUUUAUUAUAUUAUUUUAAUGUGAAUCUUUAAGCAAAUAACGAAAGUUCAUUUUUAAGAAAAAUGGGGACUGUUCAUGCAAAGGCAAGAGUCGAUAGAAUACAUGUGGAUGGCCUCAUAAGAACAAAAGAUGACAUAAUAAAAGCCCAAGUAACAGAACUGUUUAAAGCUCAAGAUUUUUAUGAUAUUAUUAUACACGCCUAUAAAGUUAGAGAAAAAUUGCAAGGUUUAGGAUGUUUCGGAAAUAUUGGAAUUUACAUUGAUACCAGUCAUGGUCCUCAUGCUACCCCAGAAGGCGUUGAAGUCACUUUUAUGGUAAAUGAAAUGAGACGCCUAACAGGUGGAAUUAGCACCAUGGUUGGAAAUAAUGAAGGUUCAGUUAUUGUUCAAGCGAAAGCACCAAAUUUAUUUGGAAGAGGAGAACGUCUUCAGAUGGAAUAUUCUUACGGUUCAAAAAGUUCAACUAAUAUAAGCAUAUCUGUUGUUAAACCAUUUAUGGGUAGUUCGCGUCAUAAAAUAUUAACUGGUAGUGUGUUUAAUACAUCAAAUAGGUUUCCAUGGUCUGGUUUUAGUCAAUGCGAUAAAGGUCUUUUAGUAGAUCUUGCUUUUAAUCCAGAUGGAACCGGUAUAUUAAAGCACAAUUUACAGUAUGAAGCCACGUAUAGGGAAAUUAUUUCUUCUAAGCAUAUGUCGUUUCGUGUUCGAGAACAAUGCGGUCCAAAUUUGAAAUCUGCGAUACGGCAUAUUUGUUCCAUCGAUAAACGAGAUUCUUUAAUAUUUCCUACUACUGGAAGUCUCGUGCAAUUUUCGACAGAAGUAGCUGGUUUCGGCGGAGAUAUUGGGUUUGUUAAAAAUGAACUUAUCGUGCAAACUAAUUGGACACCUCAUGAAUACGCAGCAAGUAUUUUUUUUAACUCGAAACUUAUGCUUUUAAAUUUAUCCUCUAUGGGUUUUCAAUCUGGAUUGCUUCGAGAAAUCAGCAACGACAUGAAAAUAAAUAUUGCAGACCAGUUUUUCUUGGGUGGACCAUUGAAUCUUAGAGGAUUCGAUAUGAGAGGUUGUGGGCCUCGCCUCGAUGGAAAUUCUCUUGGCGGCAAUGCAUAUUGGGCACUUGCGCUUCAUUUAUACACACCACUGCCAUUCAGACCCGGUCGCCACAGUUUCGCAAACGAUUAUAAAGAAAAUAUGAAAAUUUUUAAAGAAGAUGUUCGCUGUGCAGUUGGUGGUGGUAUUGCAAUGAAAUUUGGAAAUAUAGCAAGAGUAGAGUUAAACUUAGUUAUGCCUUUAUUAUUUGUCAGGAACGACGUAUUGCAACAAUUUCAAUUCGGUAUUGGUUUGCAGUACUUAUAAAUAGCUUUUCAUGAUAGUAAAUUGUGUACAUCCUAUAUUUAUUUUUACAUGUGUAUUUAAUGUAAAAUAAAUUACAAUCAUAAAUUUAUUAUUAUGAGAAAUACAUUCUAUUGUUAUUAGAAAUAAGUAUCCAACGCGUUUCCAAUAAAAGUUGAUAUUUUCAGAAUUUUUAAAAUAUUUUAUUAUGUUAUAUUAAAUUUUAUU